Molecule: messenger RNA, 1320 nt
Organism: Paramecium pentaurelia
Lineage: Eukaryota; Ciliophora; Oligohymenophorea; Peniculida; Parameciidae
Source: the annotation of a GenBank genome assembly
AUGACGCCAAACUAAUUAAAAAUGCUACUAUGCGUAUUUUAAGUAGGUUUCAUAUCAUGUGGACUUUAUUUCUAUAUAUUCUGGAAGAAAUUAGAUCAUGUAAAGAUUACUUCUUUAAAUUUCAGAAACCUUAUUAUGAAUAGCUAGCUUUUGUAUAUGGGUUAGUUUUAGGAUUCACAGAAUUAUUAGUAGCAAUAAUUCUAUUCAUCCUAAUUAAAACUAGAGUUUAAAUCACAUCCCUGGGAUAGAUUGGUCGUUAUAUUAGACAGAACUGCUACAAAGAAUAUUAUGCAUUAAUUAUAAUAAAUUUGGUAUAGAACUUAAUAAUUAGGCAUUUCUUAUCACCUUCAACAUAAUAACCAUAGUGGAUUAAGAAUCAGUAAGUUUUAUGAAUAUUUAAUCUCUCCACUUUAUAGCAGCAUAUUAUACUCAAUCAGUUCUUUUUGCAUUAUUUUCAAAUGACCUAUUAAAGAGAAGAGCCUUGAUUCCUAAUGAAUAUAUGUUUGAAAGAGAAGGAAUAUAUCGAUGUGCAUACGAAGUUCUAUAUUACGUAAUGUGUUUAUUCAUUGUAUUAAGUAAAUAUGUAAAUAUACAACAUUGAUAGGUUAUUUUUUGGUUACCCAUUUUGAAAAAUUACCAGAACCAAAUUAAACAUUAUGUUAAUUGAUCAUAUUCACAUUACUCUACUUAUUUUAUUCAAUAACUAAAUUGGGUAUCUUGAUAAAAAUAUUUUUAAUUAUAACAACAACUAGAUUACUUUAUUCAGCAAUAAAUUCAAUUAAAGACUUAAAGGAUGAUUAACAAAAAGGUUGUUAGAUUACAUUGGUUGUGAUUAUAAUACUAUUUUUGAUGAGAAUGGUUUAAUAAAGUAUAAUUGGUAUUUUAAGAGCAAGAGAAUAAUAUUUACAUUAAACAUAACAUCAAACACCUGAUAUAUUGAGUGCAUUAAAUUUAUUACCACCAAGAGAUCCUUAUGUAAGACCAUAAAUGUAGAUAAUAAGUGAGGAAUAAAUAGAAAUGAUGCCAUAAUAAAAAUUCAAAAUGGAAAAUGAAUUUGUAUGUUCAAUAUGUGAUAUGAAUCUAUUAAAGAAUGAAAUGGUAAUGAAAUUAAAUUGUUCGCAUAUUUUUCAUUCAGAAUGUCUAAAACCAUGGAUUAGAAUAAAGAAUUCUUGUCCUAAUUGCAGAUAACAAGUGUUGCGUUAAUCUAAUUAAUAAGAAUUAUAAGAACAUCCUUAAUAAUUAUAAUAAUAAUAAAUUUAAAAUGAUUAAAUAGAUGCACCAUUAGAAAUACCUUAGAGAUAAUUGGAAAUAUAAGAAUGA